Peromyscus leucopus (white-footed mouse) is the source of this 1460-nucleotide messenger RNA. Its product is annotated as keratin, type II cytoskeletal 6A-like. Gene Ontology annotation, biological process: keratinization; intermediate filament organization. The coding region runs from base 72 to 1445 and encodes 457 amino acids. Gene Ontology annotation, molecular function: structural constituent of skin epidermis. The transcript has 7 exons. Lineage: Eukaryota; Metazoa; Chordata; Mammalia; Rodentia; Cricetidae. Gene Ontology annotation, cellular component: keratin filament. The record is from RefSeq and is a predicted model, not a curated record.
CCUAUCACACUCAUCUGCUCAGCUCUUCUCUGUAGUCUCUCCACUUUACAGACUUCUCAUCUCCAGGAACCAUGUCUACCAAAUCCACCAUCAGGAAUCAAACCAGCCACCGAGGCUUCAGUGCCAGCUCAGCCAGAGUCCCUGGACUCAAUCGUUCUGGCUUCAGCAGUGUGUCUGUGUGCCGCUCCCGAGGCAGUGGUGGCUCUGGGGCCAUGUGUGGAGGAGCUGGCUUUGGCAGCAGGAGCCUCUAUGGUGUGAGGAGCUCCAAGAGGAUCUCCAUCGGAGGAGGCAGCUGUGGCAUUGGGGGAGGCUAUGGUAGCCAAGUUGGAGGAGGCUUCGGCUUUGGAGGAGGAGUUGGCACUGGCAUCGGAUUCGGUGGUAAAGCUGGCUUUGGUGGUGGCUGUGGGAGCUCUGGAUUGCCUGUGUGGCCCCCUGAAGACAUUCAAGAGGUCACCAUCAACCAGAGCCUCCUCACCCCUCUGAACCUGCAAAUCGACCCCACCAUCAAGAGGGUGAGGACUGAGGAGCGUGAGCAGAUCAAGACCCUCAACAACAAGUUUGCCUCCUUCAUCGACAAGGUGAAGUUCCUGGAGCAGCAGAACAAGGUCCUGGAUACCAAGUGGACCCUGCUGCAGGAGCAGGGCACCAAGACUGUGAGGCAGAACCUGGAGCCAUUGUUUGAGCAGUACAUCAGCAACCUCAGGAGGCAGCUGGAUGGGCUCCUAGGGGAGAGGGGCCGCCUGGACUCAGAGCUGAGGAGCAUGCAGGAUACAGCGGAGGACUACAAGAACAAAUACGAAGAUGAAAUCAACAAGCGCACAGCAGCAGAGAAUGAAUUCGUGACCCUGAAGAAGGAAGUAGAAGCUGCCUCCAUGAAUAAAAUUGAACUGCAAGCCAAGACAGACAGUCUGACCGAUGAGAUCAACUUCCAGAGAGAUGUCUAUGAUGUAGAACUGUCUCAGAUGCUUACUCGCAUCUCAGACACCUCUGUGGUCCUCUCCAUGGACAACAAUCGUAGCCUGGACCUGGACAGCAUCAUUGCUGAGGUCAAGGCCCAAUACGAGGAGAUUGCUCAGAGGAGCCGGGCAGAGGCUGAGUCUUGGUACCAGACAAAAUAUGAGGAGCUGAAGGUCACAGGGCGCAGACAUGGGGAUGACCUGCGCAAUGCCAAGCAGGAGAUCCAGAGGCUGAGAUCUGAGAUCAACAACGUCAAGGAGCAGUGUGCCAAACUGCAGGCUGCCAUUGUUGAGGCUGAACAGCGUGGGGAGAUGGCCCUCAAGAAUGCCAGGGGCAAGCUGCAGGGGCUGGAAGAUGCCACGCAGAAGGCCAAACAGGACAAGGUCAGGAUGGUGAAGGGGUACCAGGACCUCAUGAAUGUCAACAUGUUCCUUAAUAUGGAGAUCGCCACCUACAGGAAGCUGCUGGAAGGAGAGGAGUUCAGGUGAGCAUUCACCCCUCCC